Molecule: messenger RNA, 1211 nt
Organism: Antrostomus carolinensis (chuck-will's-widow)
Lineage: Eukaryota; Metazoa; Chordata; Aves; Caprimulgiformes; Caprimulgidae
Product: ubiquitin-associated protein 2-like
Exons: 10
Biological process (GO): hematopoietic stem cell homeostasis
Cellular component (GO): nucleus; cytoplasm
Source: RefSeq, a predicted model, not a curated record
GUGCUACAGGCCCCGCAGUGAAAUCUGAUUCUCCCUCUGCUCCCAGUAUCACGCCUCUCAGCGAUGGGGUUUCUGCAUCGUCCUUGCUGACGACAGCCAGCCAACACUCAACAGCUCUGAGCAGCCUGAGCCACAGUGAGGAACUCCCCAGUACGACCACUGCCCAGCUCAGCAGCACGUUACCCACCCAGCAGAACAGUCUGUCCUCAUCCACAUCCUCUGGGCGAACAUCGACUUCAACUCUCCUGCACACGAGUGUGGAGAGUGAAGCAAGCCUCCAUUCUUCUGCUAGCACUUUCUCCACCUCCUCCAGCACAGUGUCAGCCGCCCCGCCAGUCGUAAGCGUUUCAUCCAGUCUCAGCAGCGUCAGCAGCCUGGGCCUCAGCCUCAGCAGUAACUCCACGGUGACGGCCUCGACUCGCAGCUCUGUCGCAACAACAUCAGGAAAAGCCCCUCCCAAUCUCCCUCCUGGAGUCCCACCAUUGUUGCCUAAUCCGUACAUCAUGGCUCCGGGGUUGCUACACGCCUAUCCGCCACAGGUGUAUGGAUAUGAUGACUUGCAAAUGCUCCAGACACGAUUCCCAUUGGAUUACUACAGCAUCCCAUUUCCUACACCCACCACCCCGCUGACUGGAAGAGAUGGCAGCCUGAGCAGCAAUCCAUAUUCUGGUGAAUUAACAAAAUUUGGCCGUGGUGAUGCCUCUUCCCCUGCUCCUGCAACAACUUUGGCCCAGCCUCAGCAGAGCCAGACCCAGACUCACCACACCACGCAGCAGACGUUCCUGAACCCAGCGCUGCCUCCUGGCUACAGUUACACCAGUCUGCCGUACUACACAGGGGUACCAGGGCUCCCCAGCACCUUCCAAUACGGGCCCGCCGUGUUCCCUGUUGCUCCUACCUCUUCCAAGCAGCACGGUGUGAAUGUCAGCGUCAACGCAUCAGCAACCCCUUUUCAACAGCCCAGUGGCUACGGCUCUCAUGGAUACAGCACUGGUGUAUCUGUGACAUCCAGUAACACAGGAGUGCCAGACAUCUCGGGCUCUGUCUACUCCAAAACUCAGCAAUCCUUUGAGAAGCAGGGAUUUCACACUGGACCCCCGGCAGCCUCUUUCAACCUGCCUUCGGCACUGGGCAGCGGCGGCCCCAUCAACCCUGCGACGGCGGCGGCGUAUCCCCCCACCCCUUUCAUGCACAUCCUGACCCCGCAUCAG